UGAGCAGGGAAAUUUAAUAGCCAUCAGAACCAUGGACAGAGCAACGGAUGAAAUAUCAAGAAUAUUUGAUGGAACUGUCAGUAGAAUAUUUUAGUAGAACAAUCAACAAAAAUUAAGUCAGGUCAGAUUUUUAGAAAAUAAAUCUAACAACUUAUUGGUGAUGUUAUUUGGUUAACCUGACUUGAUAUUAUGAUAAAUAACUUGCUGACCACUUCAGUUUUAAACCUCUAGCACACAUAAACCUUUUACAGGUGGGUUCUUUUACCUUGAGCAGACGAUUGGUCUGAGAAUUUUGCCAAGGAAGUUAUUAAAUCAAUAUUUUGACAAAUGCACCAAGGUUUUUUCUUGGGUGACAGAAGUAUGGAAAUAUGUAAUAUAGGUACCAUUCUAUUCAAAGUUAUCUGAGGGGAUUUAAAUUGUAUAUAGUUUGUAUGUGAUAUGAUGUUUCAUAUGGUUUUUAUAUUUCACUGAAAUGGAAUAAAGUAAAUGUACAAUCAUGUACAUGUGUUGCAUUGUCUCAAUGGAUGUAAUGCUAGUUCACCUUAAUCUACAAGGUACAUGUGUAACCUACAUGUACAUCCAUUGUUUUUAAAACAUUAUUCAUGAAUAUUAAGUCAACGGACGCGGGAUUUAAAAUAAUAUAUUUUGAAUAUUGCAAUUUGAACCCCCCACCCAGGGACUUGAUAUCUUUAAAUAUCAUGUCUUUUAAUACAACAGAAAUAAGUUACCCGCGGAUAAAGCUUAACUAGCGUUAAGGUUGCCCCCUUUCUGUUGUCUGGUAGCACACUCCAUAUAUAGGAGUACAAAUGUCAAUGACCUUUGGAUUGUUGAACCUUAAAGGUCAAACAAACAAGUUGUGAAGACUUAAGGGUCCUUCACAUUGCCAAGGGUACAGCAGUCGGUUUAUAUAACAUCUUACUAAUCUCCCAAGACAUGGCACUUGGCGGGAAGACCAAAUUCCUGCUGAGUUUGUUCUCAGCCAUCUUGGUUUGGGCGUACUUGAACUACAGCGUACCUCCUCCGUCCUUCGAGCUCAGGGAGUGGAAACAAACCGGCAAGUUUUUCUCACACGGAGAUUUUAAAAUUUUCUACAAAGAUGUGAAUGGGACAGGGAGACCAGAGGAUGUUGUUUUGUGUGUCCACGGCUUUCCCACUGCCAGCUACGACUUUGCCAAGGUGUGGGAGGGGCUGAAUGGAAGGUUUGGCCGUGUCAUUGCCUCUGACAUGCUCGGCCUGGGCUUCAGUGACAAACCGUAUGGCCACAGCUACACCAUAGCUGAGCAGGCCUCUAUCACAGAGAAGUUACUGAAGAUGCUGGCAGUGGAGGAGGUGCACAUCUUAUCCCAUGACCUCGGAGAUACUGUAGCUCUGGAACUACUCAGAAGGUUUCUGUAUCGACAGAAGUCCCCUGGUAAAGGUGCACCAUACCUGAGAAUCAAGAGUUUGUGUCUUAUGAAUGGAGGUGUGUUUCCAGAGACAAACUUCCCCACCUUGAGCCAACGUAUCAUGCAGCAUCAGUGGCUAAGUCCUUUAACAAGGCUGAGCAACUACUAUACUUUUAAAAACAGCAUUGGAAACGUCUUUGGCCCCAACACUCAGCCAUCGCCAGUCGACUUUGCUGACUUUUUUGCCCUAUUACGAUGGAAUGACGGCCAUCUUGUCACUCCCGGUCUACUUCAGUUUAUGGCUGAACGACAUAUGAACAGAGAGGUAUGGGUAGGGGCACUGCAGAAGUCUACCGUACCAGUACACAUGAUCUAUGGCCCAGCCGACCCAGUCAACCCACCAGUCUUUGUAGACAGAUACAGGGAGCUGCUUCCCCAAGCGACCAUCACAGUUCUAGACGAACACAUCGGCCACUAUCCACACUGGGAAGACCCCAUGGCCGUCCUCAUGGCCUACUUUGGCUUUCUGGAGAAGGUUUCUCCCCUUACACAGCCUCAAGCUACAGGAGAGACAUAACAAGGAGAGGAACCCUAGAAGCCUCCAUUGUAGAAAAGCAAUCAGCACCAUGGACAGAACAACAGCUAUGAUAUCUAAUAUUGACUUAUCAAAAGACUUUGUUUCAUGAUGUAGCAACUGCAUCCUAAGAAUUUAGUUACUAAAAGUCAACAAAUCUUUGUCUAGAAGAGAAGAAAGAUGCAGUCAUAUCAGGUUUUAGAAAGUUAUCCACCAUCUUUAGCUACUGUCAUUUUGUCAACCGGACUUGCUAUUUUGAUUGUUGUCUCGCUGAACUGUUCAGCUAUACGGUUUUUCAGAAUUAAAUUGGGUGCCUGGAAUAAGCCCGUUAAA
Branchiostoma floridae (Florida lancelet) is the source of this 2292-nucleotide messenger RNA. RefSeq names its product mesoderm-specific transcript homolog protein-like. The record is from RefSeq and is a predicted model, not a curated record. Gene Ontology annotation, molecular function: catalytic activity. NCBI's taxonomy places the organism in Eukaryota, Metazoa, Chordata, Leptocardii, Amphioxiformes, Branchiostomatidae. The transcript is spliced from 11 exons. The coding region runs from base 934 to 1962 and encodes 342 amino acids.